Messenger RNA from Aegilops tauschii subsp. strangulata, 1111 nucleotides. RefSeq names its product rac-like GTP-binding protein 2. The record is from RefSeq and is a predicted model, not a curated record. Gene Ontology annotation, biological process: small GTPase-mediated signal transduction. Lineage: Eukaryota; Viridiplantae; Streptophyta; Magnoliopsida; Poales; Poaceae. Gene Ontology annotation, molecular function: GTP binding; GTPase activity.
AGACCAGACCAGAGCAGAGCAGCGGCACGGCUCCCCUUGCUUUGGCCUCCCACGGAAGACAAGUAUCCUUGUCUCUGGCUUCUUCUUCCCCACACUUGCUUGUUCUUCUCCCCCCGUGAGCAGUAGCAAAGGGAGCGCCAGCUGCUGUUGCUGCUCUUGCUUGCGGUGGAACUCAAGUGAAGUGAGGGUGAGAGGGUUCAGCCGGAGGAGAGAUGAGCGUGACCAAGUUCAUCAAGUGCGUCACGGUGGGCGACGGCGCCGUCGGCAAGACCUGCAUGCUCAUCUGCUACACCAGCAACAGGUUCCCCAGCGACUACAUCCCCACGGUGUUCGACAACUUCAGCGCCAACGUCUCCGUCGACGGCAACAUCGUCAACCUCGGCCUAUGGGACACCGCCGGGCAAGAGGACUACAGCAGGCUGAGGCCGCUGAGCUACAGAGGCGCCGACGUGUUCGUGCUCGCCUUCUCCCUCAUCAGCAGCGCAAGCUACGAGAAUGUCCUCAAGAAGUGGAUGCCAGAGCUCCGCCGGUUCGCGCCCAAUGUCCCCAUUGUUCUGGUUGGCACCAAGCUAGAUCUGCGUGACCACAGAGCCUACCUCGCCGACCAUCCCGGUGCCUCGGCAAUCACAACCGCACAGGGUGAAGAACUUAGGAAGCAGAUCGGCGCCGCAGCUUACAUCGAAUGCAGCUCGAAGACGCAGCAGAACGUCAAGGCCGUCUUCGACACCGCCAUCAAGGUGGUCCUUCAGCCGCCGAGGAGGAGGGAGGUGAUGGCCGCCAGGAAGAAAACCAGGCGCAGCUCUGGAUGCUCCAUCAUGCACUUGAUGUGUGGCAGCACGUGUGCUGCUUGAAUUAGCACACCGGACUGACUCUGGAGACGAAGCAUGGUGUAGUAGGCAAGUCGAUUUGCUGACAUAGCGUCGACGUCUUUCUAAUGCUUCUGUUCUGUUUAGCUACUACUAUAUGUUGCGUGUUUUGGUUUCUACUUCCAAUCCAAUCCUACAGCGUCACGCGCUAGGAUCGACUAUUCGGAUUGUUGGUGUAAUGUUAUGUAAGCAAGGUUGUGGAACAGCUAGAUACAGUCUAGGAUCAACUAUAUGUUGCUUGUUUA